AUGGUUCGGAUCACUCCAGAGCUUGUAGAGAACUCCCCGCAGUUUACCAAUGCCAUAAAGGACCGCGAAUUAGACCUAAGAGGGUACAAAUUCCCUGUUGUGGAGAAUUUGGGCAGCACUCUGGACCAGUUCGAUACUAUCGACCUUUCGGACAAUGAAAUCCGAAAGCUAGAUGGAUUUCCCUUGUUAAGGAGACUAAAGUCUCUUAUUCUCACAAACAAUAAGGGACGGAAGCUCGUUGUUGUCUUUUAUCUGGCCGUGUUUUUCUUGUGUUUCCGUCCACACAAACCUACAAAAUUAUCACUUUUUUGGACUGUCUCAACCGAGAUGGAACGGUUAUUCUCGAGUUUACUACCUGGUAGUGCGGACAAGGUUCCGUUACCGACAGGCGUCAUGUCACUCAAAGAAUGCAUGGGAACUCUAUGUUUGCCUGGUGGUAGUCCCGAAGAUCUGAACGUUGAAGAGGUGGACUCCUCGUGGCAACGUCCAGCUCGACAGCCCUGGCAUCACAACAACAACGCCAGCAAUUCCAACCAAUCCCAGCAUCCUCAGUCCAGUUAUUUUUCUUCCCACUCACGGCAGCGUUAUCCCAGUGGUCCACACACGGACAUCUCCCAAACCACUGCAAACAUCUCGCUCCGCGCUGCCCCACCUUCCGACAACCGACGGGGUGGUCAUGGCGAUUGGUCCCGUGGAUGUGCUGGCUGGCGGCAACGAUCCUACAGUGGUAGCGAACGUUCCGAACUGGUAUCGGGGACCAAUUUCCGUGGACGUGGCACUGGAGGUGGACACUUUGGUCUUGAUGGAGAUGAAACCACCACACGCAGUCGUGGUCGUGGUCGCGCCGGCGGUCGCUAUGCACUGCAGCACCGAGGUGGUCCAGGCUCUCGUGGCUAUCACCCUAGCCAUGGCGGACAUAGACCAAUCAGUUUCAUCGGACCUGUGAACUCUUGUGAUGCUACGGAAGAAUUUUGGCAGGAUGAAGAUUGGGACUCUGUUGGAUUGGAUGGCGCAAGCAAUUUCGACUUUCCCUCAAAACCGCGGGAGCGUUUGAACUCAAAGGCAUCGGUUGAGGGGCUUCCUGCUAACGUUGCAGCCAAUGAAUCAUCAUCAGUCGGAUCAGGGCCCAAUGCGGUUGUACCCACACACACAAGGUGUGAUGCUACGGAAGAAUUUUGGCAGGAUGAAGAUUGGGACUCUGUUGGAUUGGAUGGCGCAAGCAAUUUCGACUUUCCCUCAAAACCGCGGGAGCGUUUGAACUCAAAGGCAUCGGUUGAGGGGCUUCCUGCUAACGUUGCAGCCAAUGAAUCAUCAUCAGUCGGAUCAGGGCCCAAUGCGGUUGUACCCACACACACAAGGCACACUACGAAUAGAAACCCGCAUCCGUCCGAGACGCCAGUCAGCGUAUCCUCACAGUCAACAAUGGGCGACACCCAGGCACCCAAUCCUCCACUGCAUGAUGCCGCUUCUUCACGCUGGUACUACAUCGAUUCUGUGGGUCGAACACAAGGUCCUUUCAUCCGACAACAAAUGUCCGCGUGGCUCACUGGGGGCUAUCUUCCACUAACGAUCGAAGUCCGUCGGGACUGUGAUGAAUGUUUCCUUACCUUAGGCGAGCAUAUCAACCUCACUGGUCGUGUUCCGUUUUCGGAUGGCUAUCCGUUACCUCCGCUCAAACGUUCAAACCUGCCAGCGUUGGUUGCUGCUUCGAAAAAGCCGGCACCAAACCCUCGGUGGAUAAACACAGUAGCACCACCGAACCCUCAACCUGCUGAUUUUGUUGUCGGCCCACCUCCGUUUUCACCUUCAGUCAAUAAUGUAAUGGCUGCUGCGACUGCAGCUGCAGCGCCUGCUUUGGCACUGUUCUUUGCAACCGCUGCAAGCCUGACCACACCGGCCUCUCCACAACCUCUUCAGACGCAGCCGCAGUCUCAACAGCCUCAGUCUCCAUCCGUACAAUCAAAUAUAAAAUCUAUGCCGUCGGUGGUUGAUUCACCUAAACCCUCCCCACUACCUAGUUCUAAGGUCGAUAGUUAUCCAUCACCGGUAAUUGGAGGUAAUCCGGAAAUCCUACGUCUCUACACGGAAGCACAAGCAUUAGCUGUUCACGCGGCCAAAGUGGAAGCCGAGCGUCAAGAGCUGGCUGACAAACUAGCUGCUAUCAAUUCGACUGCAGCUAAAUUGUUAGCUGCUUCACCUGGUCUUUCAAUGGCGACCACGGAGAUGGUAGACUCAGAUCCCUGUAGUAAGACCACAUCUUCUGACUGCGCUAAAGCUACACACGAGGUUAGAGAGUACGGCUCCACAUCAGUUCACAUGGCUACAGCUCAGGAGCUAACCUCAUCAACCCCGCCUGUCGCUAGUACUGGGCUCGGAAUUGAGCAGGAACGCCAUUUAGCUCAGACUAGGACGGAGGAGCAACAUCCUCAGGAAGCCAUUGCAGACCGAAGGGAUGAAGAUGCCGCUAAGGUGGAAGAUAAUCUAACGGGGGUUGUUUCAGCAAAGCCCAACCAGCAACAGGCUACGUUCACUGAUCAAACUCCUGAGACUGGUGUGAGCAAACAACUGGCCAGUGAUGCUGACGUGACUGGAAAAAAGGCCAAAAAGAAAAAUAAGAAAUCGAAGAAAAAAAUUACUCCGGAACAAGAGCGACAAAUGGCCUGGGAUGCCGAAUUCGAGCGACGCAAAGCGGCUGCUCUUGAGCGCAAGCUUGCAGAAGAAGCCGAGCUACAGCGAAUCGCUAAUGAAGAAGCUGCAGCAGCCGCGGCCGAAGAACAAGCACAAAUGAAGGAACAACUUCGACUUGCAGCCGAGCAACGGAAACGCGAGGUGGCUCGUGCUAAGGCAUCGAGUCAACUGGGCCAGUUGCGCUUGCCGAAGACUUCUUGUUGGGGAGGUAGUGCAACGACAACGGCACCUGGUGAUCCCGGUGAUGCUCACGCCAGCAGCAGUCUGUUGGCGAUUCAGGCUGCCCAGGCAAUGGAGGAAGCGGAACGAAAGAGGCACGAUGCUCUUCUGGCCGAACAGGCUGCUCUGCUUGCUGAAGCUGAGGCAGCCCAUCAAAAAACUCAGCAAGCUUGGGCUUCCGUAGUGAAUACCACUGCGAAAGGUACAGCUAAGCAGGUUCCCAUGAUGAAGAGCCCUCUAUCGAAAUCAGAGUUUCCCGCAGUCAAAGGAGCUAGCCAGAAUGAGCGCACUAAAUCGUCACAAAAUGGCAAUACUUCUGUUGUUCCUGGACUCAACUCGAAAGCAUCAGCGGUUACAGCCUCGACGGGAACAACGAAAGCAGCCGUGUCUGGCACCUCGACAUCCAGUUCUGCUGUCGCUGGUCCCUCGAUCUGGGACUUGCCGGGUAACGGGAAAACAGAGUCCGCCACGUCAAGCGGGAAGAAUUCGAAAAAGCAUAAUAAGAAAAAGCACAGCCGUUUUGGAUAUAUGCCCGCAAUAUUUCUGACAUUGUGGUUGUUUACGUCGUCUGUAUUUCAAAAGAAUACCCGAGUGAAUCGUGAAGCUGCCUCGUACGCGGCGAAGGAGCAGCUGGCGCACUGGUGUGAGUCCCAACUGUCUUCAAUGCCACUGUCCGGCGUGGAUCUUCCCACUCUGGUGGAUCUUCUGUGUGAACUGGAAGCGGCCGAGCAGGUAACCAGUUGUGGGUCCAUUCCUGUCCCUGUUUCCACAGCGCUUGUACCAGUUGUCACUGAAGAUGUAUGCGCUCCCCGCUUAUUUUUUCUGGUGCACUUUCAAGCCUGUCAGGUCGUAUACGUUGCUAUCCAGACCCAAAAUAUCUGA
Molecule: messenger RNA, 3789 nt
Organism: Opisthorchis viverrini
Lineage: Eukaryota; Metazoa; Platyhelminthes; Trematoda; Opisthorchiida; Opisthorchiidae
Exons: 13
Coding region: 1-3789 (1262 amino acids)
Biological process (GO): mRNA splicing, via spliceosome
Cellular component (GO): U2 snRNP
Molecular function (GO): protein binding; U2 snRNA binding
Source: RefSeq, a predicted model, not a curated record